CACCAACCUGAAUUAAUCAUAUGCAGGAGGAGAGAAAAUAAAAUGCCUUUUCCUUAGAGCCCAAGUUUCACUGGCUGCCCGGAAGCCUGAAAACCACAGGGUGAACUUUCUGCUAAUGGAGGACCCCGAGAAGAAGCUGAAUCAGAAGAGUGACGGCAAACCCCGGAAAGUACGAUUUAAAAUCUCCUCCUCUUACAGUGGUCGAGUGUUGAAGCAGGUCUUUGAGGAUGGGCAGGAAUUAGAGUCGCCAAAGGAAGAAUACCCUCACAGUUUUCUCCAGGAGUCCCUUGAGCCAAUGGAUGGUGUUUAUGGGUCUGGGGAAGCCCCCAAACCUUCGCUGUACUCCCCUAAGCUGACUGCUCAGAGGAUCAGUGUAUUCAGAGAGGGCGAUGCCUACACUUUGGCAGGCAGCCAGCCUCUGUUCAAUGAUUACAAGGCGAAUGACCAUAAGCCUCCACCUAUUAUAGAUUUUGGAAAGAUAAUCAUCUACACAAAUAACCUGAAAAUCAUCCGAACCCCAAUGGACAAGAGGGAUUUCAUGAGGAAAAUUCUCCAGAAAGAAGAAGUGGCUGAGGAAGAGUCUCUGAUGAGCAAAGAAGAAACCUAUGGAGACAGGGACCAGAACAAUGGGCCUUUGCCAGAGACGGAGAGCACAUUUCCUCAUGAUCAGUACAUGCAGGAAGGGGAACUUCCCGAAGACAACUGUUUUCACUGCCGAGGUUCUGGCAGUGCCACUUGCUCUCUGUGCCACGGCAGCAAGUUCUCGAUGCUGGCCAACAGAUUUAAGGAGUCCUACCGGGCCCUGAGGUGCCCUGCCUGCAAUGAGAAUGGCCUGCAGCCUUGCCAGAUUUGCAAUCAGUAGCUGUGGAUUUUGCAUGUCAGCUUUUAUUGUACUCUCCCUAAAGUUAUUUCUAAUAAACUGUCCCCUCCUCCUCCUCCUGCCUCUCCCAGCAAGGAAGCCACUGCAGCUGUAAUCACUUCCACCGUUAGCAAAACUCAAUUAUUCAGUGACAUUUUGUGAGGCUGGGAGCAUCUCCAUGUGGGUCUAAGUAGCAGGGGCAUUUUUGAAUCAGAGUCAGCUUUGAAACCUGUUCUAAAAUUAUCCUUUCAGGAAUGUGUGCACGUAUCUCACUUGAUUUAGCUCAGUUUUCACCUUGCACCAGUGAACAAAUAAAUGUACACUUCAGGCAGCAGGUUGAAAUUAUUUUCUGGUUGGGAGGUAUUUUGCAAAAUUAUGUGGUAAGCAUGGACUCGAAAAGCAGCUUUCUGAUGAACUGAAUUCCUGUUGCUUAUAAUACAUCUGAAAUUGUCAUUGGUCAAAUUGAAUUUCUAAUUAAGCAGAAGAAAGGGAGAGCCAACACUGAACACUCCAGCAGGCCACCACAAAACAGGAUGUUCAUCCCUGAGAUAGGCAAGCUGAGGAGGCUUGUCCUUCCAAAGUCUCUCCUGGGGGCUUUGCUUAGGUAGCACCCAUGCAGGCAGUGAGCAGGACUACUUCUCAGGUCAAGACGAGAUGGGACAUUUUGAGUGCCUCUAACCACUGAAGUUAUAAGCCAAGUCGAAGCUAUUUAUGAUAAAUUUGGUGCUCCAGUAUGUGUGUGAUAGGACUUUUUCCAGCUCCUGAAUGGUUACCAAAUAAACAGAUCUAUUUUAAGUUUAAUAUGUAGCCACAAUAUCUACAUAAAAGAUGACAGAUAUUUUGUAGAUAUAUAUUGGAAAACUUCUAGGAGAAAAACUAUGCAACGAUGAUUUUAGGCAAUUAUAUUUCCACUGUUCACAGAUGCACAUACUGUGGAUGAUUUUCUCCUAAAGUUUGUUAUUAAAUUAGAAAGACACUUUUGUUAAUGAUUUUUUGUAGCCCUAACAUCCAUUCCCCAUGUCCCUUGAGAAUAACACUGUAAAAUCUGUUAUCUAUUGAGACCCAUUACUUUUCUAUGAUGAUUUUGAUUUCAUAACUUAAUCAUUUUUCAAGAUUUGUUUGUUAAUCUCUAAUAUCCAGCUAUUAAAAUACUUCAGCAAUGGAAUGCUUUGGGGGCAACAUAAAUACUUCUAAUAAAACGCAUGAAAAUGUU
This is a messenger RNA of Ictidomys tridecemlineatus (thirteen-lined ground squirrel), 2072 nucleotides long. It is a transcript of the gene Grxcr2, whose product is annotated as glutaredoxin and cysteine rich domain containing 2. Gene Ontology annotation, biological process: sensory perception of sound. Gene Ontology annotation, cellular component: microvillus; stereocilium shaft; stereocilium base. The record is from RefSeq and is a predicted model, not a curated record. NCBI's taxonomy places the organism in Eukaryota, Metazoa, Chordata, Mammalia, Rodentia, Sciuridae.